Messenger RNA from Hyla sarda, 1523 nucleotides. Its product is annotated as olfactory receptor 1361-like. Gene Ontology annotation, biological process: G protein-coupled receptor signaling pathway. The record is from RefSeq and is a predicted model, not a curated record. Bases 486 to 1523 code for a protein of 345 amino acids. Lineage: Eukaryota; Metazoa; Chordata; Amphibia; Anura; Hylidae. Gene Ontology annotation, cellular component: membrane. The transcript has a single exon. Gene Ontology annotation, molecular function: olfactory receptor activity; G protein-coupled receptor activity.
UAUUCUAUCUUUGUUCUCACUUUUUCUGUCAUCUAGUCAACAAAACAUUACCAAUAUAAUUUCAUUCUUUUGGUAAAAAAAAAAAGUUGUUUAGAAAAACAAUACUGAAGUCCCAUCCAGAGCUGCAUUCAGAGUUUGUUGGUUUCCUGUAGGUCUCAUGGUGAAGUCUCUCAUCUCACUGUAGCAGUCUGCUUGCCUGCCUGUUCGUCUCCUUUUGGUCCUUCUGCCAUCUUCUGGGAUAAGAGGUCGGAGAAGGACCUGCCACAUAGCCAGUGACUGCCCAGAGCAGUGGUCCGCUCUCGACCAGUGAUUGGCUGAGCGGGCAGGUUGUGCUCCAGCCGCUAGCCUCAGAAGCAGGAAGAAGAGACGAGAUUAGGAGCUGAAGGGGGACCUGGUUCUGUGGCAUUCCAAGUGACAGCAAGCUGAACUACCGCGACGACACUGAAUAUGAAUGGAGGAAAACAAAUGUUGCUGUAUGAUGUUAUAUGCAGGAUUUUACUACAAAUGUAGAGUUAUGUAGUGUCGGGAAAGGUAAAUAUAGUGUAAAUAUCCUCAUAAGAACAUAUGAUUCCUUCGUCUCCAGGUCUCCAUCGUCACAUCUCAUGAACAUCACUCCACCUACAGAAUUAUUUCUUUUCAGCCUCUCAGAUGCCCCUGAACUCCGUCUUCCACUCUUCGUAUUCUUUCUCCUUAUUUAUCUGAUCACCGUUUCAGGAAACGCCAUGAUGUUGAGUGUCAUCGCAGUCAAUCCCCGUCUUCAUUCUCCCAUGUAUCAGCUCUUGUGGAGCUUCUCCCUUAUGGACUUCUUGUUUUCCUCCACCACCGUCCCCAGUAUGUUGGCUACAAUGUUAUACCAGAAAACGGUCAUCUCCCUCCGAUCCUGCAUUGCUCAGAUCUUUUUCUUCCAUGCCUUCGGGAAUAGUGAGAACUUGUUAUUGUCUGUGAUGGCUUAUGACCGAUAUGCCGCUAUAUGUCAUCCGCUGAGAUAUUCGACAAUCAUGAAUUGGCACAUGUGUGUGAUCUUGUCUUCCACAUGCUGUGCCUGUGCAUCUCUACACGCUUUCCUCCAUGCUAUGGUGACGUCUCUGUUGGACUUUCAUUACCAAGCUCAUAUUCCUCAUCUAUUCUGUGACAUCCCUCCACUGCUGGAGAUAUCUACCUCUGACACAUCCCUCAACCAACUUCUGAUCUUCACUGAAGGCUCCUUGGUGGCCCUGGUCCCUUCUUCCCUCACUGUCCUUUCCUAUAUUCGUAUUACUAUGGCCAUUCUUCGUAUACACUCAUCUACAGGUAGACAGAAGGCCUUUUCCACCUGUGCAUCCCAUCUUAUGGUUUUCUUCCUCUUUUCCGCUUCGGCGGUCUCCAUGUAUUUCAGACCAUCAUCUGUUUUAUCACCUCACAAGGGUAAAUUUGUCACCCUCAUGUAUACCACGUUGACUCCAAUGUUCAAUCCAUUCAUAUACUGCCUAAGAAACAGUGAAGUGAAGACUGCACUCAAGAAGUGGUUGCCUGAAAAGAAAUAA